AAAUUAUCAGUACUUUAAUUGUUUUCAACAAUAGUUGUUUACCCAGAGUAAUAUCAAGACGCCAACAAAGCGCCUAAAAUUUCCGACUUCUGCAAUAUGGAUCGUAAAAGAUUGAAGAAGUGCCACAGUGAAAUGAUGAAGAACGUGUUGAUGUUGGGAGUUGGACGAGUGGCAUAUCCUUUAAUAAAAUAUCUGCAUCGAGACCCUGCUAUUGCGAUAAAAAUUGCAUCUAAACUGAAGGGUUUGGGAAGUAACCUGUUCCACUUUUACUGCUACGCUGGAGUGGAUAUCACCGUUUUGGAUGUUGAAGAUUCCAAGAAACAUAGCACUUUAGAGGAACUGGUAAAAAAUGCAGACAUUGUCGUUUCCCUUUUGCCACCUAACCUGCAUCCUCAAAUAGCCAAAGUGUGCAUUGCCCAAAAAACGCAUAUGGUAUCAGCCAGCUACCUAAGCCCGGAGGUUAAAAAUAUGCAUGCCAUGGCUGUGGAAGCAGACGUGACAAUCAUCCAUGAAGUAGGACUCGACCCGGGAAUUGACCAUCUUUUAGCUCUGGAGUGCAUUGAAAGGGUUCAACAGUCAGGAGGGAAAAUCACCUCAUUUGUGUCCUUUUGUGGAGGUUUGUCUGCUCCAGAGUUCAGCUACAAUCCCUUGAGUUACAAGUUUACUUCGUCACCACGAGAUGAUCUUUUAAACAGUCUUGCUCCCGCCAAGUACAUCAAAAAUGGUGAAAUUGUGGAAAUACUGGCAGGCGGCGAUCUGAUGCUAGCAACUGAAACCUUGGAUUUUCUCCCUGGAUUUAACUUGGAAGGUUUUCCUAAUCGCGAUAGCACCAGUUACUCCAAGGCCUAUGGAAUUGAGGGCGCAGACACUGUCUUGAGAGGCACCAUUCGAUACAAGGGCUUCUCUCAAUGCGUCCGAAUUCUUCAGUUCAUUGGAUUUUUGGACGCAGCUGAGCACCCGGCUCUUAAAUUUACCAGUCCAGAUAUUACAUGGAGGCGGCUCGUUUGCAUUCUUCUGGGCAUGGUAUACUCCAACACUUUCUUAGACAGCUUGAAAAUGAAAAUGUCAAACCAAUUUGGAGGCGGCUAUGCUGUGGAAGUUUUGGAAGAUCUGGGGCUGUUGGACGAUGAAAUAGUUGACAAAUGGGUAUCGCCUUUGAAUACCAUCACCCACUACUUAUCGAGGAAGCUGGCGUUUGAGACCUCUUUUCAGCCAAACAACAGAGACUUAGUAAUCCUCAGACAGGAUAUCGGCAUCAGUUGGCCGGGCAAUCGCAAGGAAAAAAGGGGAGUGAAUUUUGUGGUGUAUGGAGAAGUAAAUGGAUACUCAGCUAUGACGAAAACUGUGGGAUAUACGACAGCUAUUGCAACGAAACUGAUCUUAAAUGGUGAAAUUCUGACCAGAGGAUGCAUCCUGCCCGUCGCUUCGGACGUAUAUCGCCCCAUCCUGCAACGACUGAGGAUGGAAGGAUUAAAUAGCAUCGAAACCUCCAAGUUUUCCUAAGCUGCUAGUGUUGUUUUGGCAUCAAGGUCUCAGCUUAUUAAACAUUACUUAUUUUAGGUGGCCUUAAAUAUUAAAAGCGCAUAUUAUUAUGUAGGAAAAACGCAACGAACUUAUCUAUUCAAUGUAACGUGUAUCAGUGAAUGUUAUUAAAUAUUUAACACAU
Molecule: messenger RNA, 1666 nt
Organism: Dendroctonus ponderosae (mountain pine beetle)
Lineage: Eukaryota; Metazoa; Arthropoda; Insecta; Coleoptera; Curculionidae
Product: alpha-aminoadipic semialdehyde synthase, mitochondrial
Exons: 5
Coding region: 97-1503 (468 amino acids)
Cellular component (GO): cytoplasm
Molecular function (GO): saccharopine dehydrogenase activity
Source: RefSeq, a predicted model, not a curated record